AUGAGUUCUGUCCCUGCACUUAAUCUUAAUCAUUUCAUUUGUACUUUGGGAGAAGCGAAAAGCAGAAAACUAACUCCAGUUAAUGAAUACGACACGGUCAACGGAUUCUUCGAUUACCACGCUGAGCAUAAUGGAGAAGAAUUAGCUAUAGCAAUUCCUGAAAAGUGCUCCGAACAACACUUUGACAAUGCGAGUACCUCGAAUGCCUACACUGAUCAUGUUAAAACUUUCAACGGUAACGGAUCGAGAGGAAUCUCAAUUGGAGAACUAUCAUCCGCAAGAGGAUCAGAGGAUUCGACAAGAUGGAAUGUUCAAUUUUAUAGCUUUCGAGAACUACGAGCUCAUUCAUUGAAGCUCGCCAGGAUUUUAUAUCGUCCCGAGAGAUACAUAUUUGAGAAUCGAGCUACAGAACAUCAGAAGUGUAUUGGCCUCGUGGGUAGGAGUGAUCAGGGUUUCCUCCUCAUGUGGCUGGCGUUAAUGAGAUUGGGAGUCUCUGUUUUAAUCAUCAUGCCAUCAUGUACCUCGGAAGCUGUCCAGCAUCUUUGCAAACAAUGUAACGUCAAUAUCGUGUUUUACGACUCUACCCUUCUAGAACAUCAUGCAGAAGCUUCGAGACUCAGGAAAGCAUCCAAUCCUUCAUUUACAAUGCGACAAUAUACAGGGAGAGAUAUAGUGAAACAACUCAAACGCCCUGAGAGAACCCAUCUUACGGCCCCACGUAUGGUCACAGCUAAUGACAUAGCUUACUUUCACCAUACUUCUGGCACUUCAGGCCUUCCCAAACCUAUCCCCUACUCUCACCAUGCUGCAUGCGGAAUAUUGCCAAUCUUGCAUGGCCGAAAUACAAUGACUUUUACCACAACACCUCUUUUCACUGGUGGUAUUGCGGACUGUUUUCGUGCCUGGACUAGUUUAUCAACAAUCUGCCUUGCUCCUGACGAUGGUCAGUCACUUACCUCUGAGUUGAUUAUUAAAUAUUUUUCGCAAGCACAACACGGCUACAAAAUACUCACACCUGGAUUAUCAGACCCAUUACGAAAAUCGAUGUACUUUUCUUGCGUUCCAAUGAUAGCUCAGAUGCUCUCUCAAACCGCAAGAGGACUUGCAUUUCUUCGCACGAUGGAUAUUGUGGGUGUAGGUGGAGCUACUUUGCCAAAACAAACCGGAGACUUUCUCGUCUCGAUGGGAGUCAACCUUGUUUCUCGUCUCGGCAGCGCAGAGUGUUCAUUUGUUCUUUCCUCUCACCGUAAUUACGAUCAGGACAAAGAUUGGGAAUAUCUCAGGGUACCAAAUGGUGUUCCUUAUCUCAAAUUCGAGCCACUCGAUGAUGAUUCUGGUAGAUUCGAAUUGGUAAUAAGAAAUGGCUGGCCACAGAUGGCAAAGAGAAAUCGAGACGAUGGGAGCUGGGCAACGAAUGAUUUGUUUGAGCCACAUCCUUCAAUCAAGAAUGCAUGGAAAAUUGUGAGUAGAAGGGAUGCUCAAAUCACUCUUUUGACUGGGAAGAAAUUCGAUCCUAUUUUCAUUGAAGAGGCAAUCAAGAGAUUUCCCCUCGUAAAAGAUGCAUUCAUUUUUGGAAAUAGACAGGUAUACCCUGGAAUAAUAAUUUUCAAGUCGGAGACUGCUGCCUUUACGGACGACGAAUCCUUCAGGGAUAUGAUUUGGCCUUAUGUUGAAGACUUAAACAACAAAAUACCAAGUCACGCCAAAUUGUUCAAAGACAUGUUGGUGAUAAAGACGGACACCCACUUGUUGGCAAAAACCGAAAAAGGAACCACCAAAAGGGGGUGGGCCGAAAUAUACUAUGAUGCCGAUAUCAAAGAUGCUUACAAAAACAAGGCGAUAGUAUUCAACGGUGAAGUCUCAUUGGAAACGGUAAUGGACAUUGUCAAAAAAGCCAUUGGCACUCCAACAGAACUGCAAUACGAUUCGGACUUCCGGGUUCACCAUAUUGAUUCUGUCCAGGCGACACGUAUCCGAUCGCAUCUCACUUCGGCAUUCUCUAGCGCAUCCAAGACCAAAUCUUUCCCAUGGAAUUUAGUGUACCAAUGCGGAAGUGUCAGAGCACUUACCGAAUACAUCAAAGCUUCUCAGGAUGAAUCCAUCCAUCGUGAUGAUGAGGAUGAGAGUGAAGCGCAACGGAUGAUUAGCAUUGUCAAACAUUAUGGCAACUCUUUGAUGGACGACACGACGGAAGCAUGUACGAAAUUUGACGGGACUCUCGAAGAAACCAUAAUCAUAACAGGAGUCACUGGUACCCUUGGUGUAAACAUCGUCAGCGUGUUGCAAUCUUUACUUGCAAGUCGCAACGCACUUCGGAUUGUUUGCUUCGUUCGAGCCAAGAAUGACAAAGAGGCGCACGGGAGAGUAGAAGAAGCGCUGCGCUAUCAUGGUCUUUACCAUCAAGAAACUGCCGCAAAACUUGAAUGCAGAGCAGUGAAACUGGAUCAAACUGAAUUGGGCCUAUUAAGAGAUGUAUUGCUUGAUCUUCGCCAAUAUGCAACCACAAUCAUUCAUGCAGCCUGGGAAGUUAACUUCUCCAUUCCGUUGAAAGACUUCACGGAGCAAUUUCAAGGACUUCGCAACCUAAUCAAUUUCUCUCUGUCUGGGAAAAGCCCAAAACACCUGGUCUUCUGUUCAUCUACCGCGAGCUUGGCUAAAGCUGACAUCGAUACAACCAUGGCGAAAACUAUUGCAGAAAGUGUAAACCGCAACCCCUUACUUGCUGGUCCUUUGGGCUACUCGAAGAGUAAGUGGGUUGCCGAGGUGAUCUGCUCUUUAGCAUGUCAAAAAACAAGAGCGAAUAUUAGUAUCUUGAGGAUUGGUCAAUUAUCGGGCAACACUAUCAAUGGAACUUGGAAUAUGAAAGAAGCUUGGCCACUAAUGUUGAGUACCGGGGCCCCUGGAUGUUUAGAUUCCCUUCCAAAACUCGAUGUGCCACUUUCCUGGCUUCCAGUUGAUAUAGCAGCUUCAGGCGUUAUUGAUGUUGCACUGCGCAAGACUUGUGAAAGGCCUUUACUACCUCCGCCAGCGGAAAAUGAAGCGGUUGUUUUCCAUCUAGUCAAUAACUCUACGAAGGUGACAUGGGAGCACUUGUUGAAAUGGAUUGGUCACGAAAAGAAAACAGAGGAAUUUGGAAAUUGGCUGCAACGUGCCGAGUUACCCGGUACCAAAGGAGGAUUGAGAGACGAACAUCCAGCAAGAUCGUUACUUGGCUUUUGGAAAGAUAUGGACGGAAAUAACAAGAAUGAUUCUUCGGCCGAGCCAUCGUUUGGUCUUUUUAGAACAAGACAGGUUUCCCCGGUCAUGAGAGCUUUUACUGACGUUGAUGCCCACUAUGUGAGGAAGAUUUGGCUUUGGGUUCAGACUGUGGUACAGAGAUGGGAGGACGAAGAAAAGGGUAAACAAAAGAAGCAAUCUGAAGAUGAGGGCAUCAGUGGUGUUACAAGCGAAUAG
Sclerotinia borealis F-4128 is the source of this 3453-nucleotide messenger RNA. The record is from the annotation of a GenBank genome assembly. Lineage: Eukaryota; Fungi; Ascomycota; Leotiomycetes; Helotiales; Sclerotiniaceae.